This is a messenger RNA of Cannabis sativa, 1380 nucleotides long. RefSeq names its product histidine-containing phosphotransfer protein 1. Gene Ontology annotation, molecular function: protein histidine kinase binding; histidine phosphotransfer kinase activity. NCBI's taxonomy places the organism in Eukaryota, Viridiplantae, Streptophyta, Magnoliopsida, Rosales, Cannabaceae. The record is from RefSeq and is a predicted model, not a curated record. Gene Ontology annotation, biological process: cytokinin-activated signaling pathway; phosphorelay signal transduction system; phosphorylation. The transcript has 7 exons. Gene Ontology annotation, cellular component: nucleus; cytoplasm. Bases 691 to 1155 code for a protein of 154 amino acids.
UAAAGAGGAAUGAUUUCAAUAGAUUUCCAUAAUUUUCUUCAAGAAAAAAAAAAUGAAAACAACAAGUUGAGUGAUUUCCUUUUUUCCUUUUGAGUAUACAACACAGAGAAAAAUUGACAUUUUGUAAUGUAGAAUAUUCUAGAAGAACUUUGCUAUUUAGAAAAAAAAAAUUGUAUAUUUUAUUUAAUAAUUCCCUAGGUAGAGUUUUUUAUUCUCCUUUUUAUAAAACACAUAUAUUUUUCUAUUUAAUUUGCUAUUGUUCUUUUAUUUAUUAAUACUACAUUUUUUUUUUUAAUUUAAAAGAAAGUUGGGGUAGGGAAAAAUUGGUGACAUAAUAAGUUAAUAAAAAUAGCAAAAAUAGAAAAGAAUAAUAAUAAAAAAAAUAGGGACAGAGAGAGAGACAUAGAAUAGAAGGCUUAAAUGCUCAUAAAUAUUUCAAAAGAGAGAACAUAGUUGGUCUAAGUGGGGGCUCUGUGUGUGAUAUUGUGAUAAAAACAAUCCAAAACAGAGCACAAAUCCAGAGAAAGAUAAAUAGAACAAAAGGGGUUUAGACUCUACAAGUGGGAGACAGUAGUAGAGCUCUUACUUCAUACCAAAGCAGAUAAAUUUUUGUUCUUUUUACUGCUGUGCAGAAGAACAUCACAUUCAAUUCAUCCAAUCCUUUUCAAGAGAAGAGAGGAAGCAAAAAAUAUGGAGGUGGGUCAGAUGCAGAGACAGUGGGUUGACUAUACAAAGUCCUUGUUCAUGGAGAGGUAUCUGGACUCCCAGUUCUUACAGCUCCUACAGUUACAAGAUGAGAGCAACCCUGAUUUUGUUGUUGAAGUUGUGUCUCUCUUCUUUGAUGAUACUGAAAAGCUUCUUAAUGAUCUCACUGCAGCUUUAGAACAGCAAUGUGUUGACUUCAAAAGAGUUGAUGCCCAUGUUCACCAGCUCAAGGGUAGCAGCUCUAGCAUAGGUGCAGAGAGAGUUAAAAAUGGCUGUGUUGCUUUCCGCAACUUCUGCGAGGAACAGAACACCGAUGCUUGCCUUAGAUGUCUUCAACAAGUAAAACAAGAGUACUACCUUGUGAAGAACAAGCUUGAAAAUCUAUUCAGGCUGGAGCAACAAAUUGUGGCAGCUGGUGGGUCAAUUCCUAUGAUGGAAUUAGGAUUCUAAGGCUUACCAAAAACCAAAAAAACAAAGAAACAAAAAACAAAAGAAAAAUCAGACAAAACAAGAAGAUGAGGGGUGGGGUUUGUUGUAGAGAAGCAAGCAUGUUACAAGUGUUUCAGACACUUUUGUCUUUGUAUUAGUAUUCUCUAAUUAACUGAUGGUGAAUCUGUGAUUGUGUAUGAUUUUCACUGAGAAAAAGAGUUUAUAUCAAUCUAUUCUCAUUUCCUA